CCAGCUCGGCCCCGCCGCACGGUCUCUGGCCCCGCAGGGGGCACAGGGAGGCGCUGGGGGGCUCCGCAGGCAGGGCUGGGGAGGUGGUGGCGAGGUUGCCGAGGUGGUGCCGGAGCAGGGCUCGUCCCGCCGGGGGCUGCAGGCCCUGGGGCAGGAGUGGGGCUGGGGACCCGGCCAUGGCUGGGGUCCUCUCUGCCGCCCGCGUCUGGGGGCACCCCAGCAGCCCCGGCUUUAUGUGGGUCCGGGGUGCGAAGUGACACCUUGGUGGCCACCCGGAGGUGUCAAAACCUACAGAGUGCAGGCUGGGGCCGGACCGGGAGCCUGGGAAAGCCAGACCCAUUUGUGGAGGUGUCAGUUCUGACUCCUCUGGCCCUUAAUUGGCACUGCCCGGUGCUGGGAAGUGUGCAGGGACCAAUUCACACGGUCGUGAGAGAUGCUAACGUGCCGAGCAGCCCUGCCAGCGCCCGCACCGUCCGGUGCUGUGCUGCGAGGGGCAGCGGGGACUUGAACUUCUCCCGCAGGACACCCCCAGCAUCCCCCCACAGCCCCUGCCCCUCUGCACAGCUCCCAGCUCUGAGCUCUGUGUGUCCUGGGGGCGCUUCCACCCCCAAUGACUGCUGCGAGGGGCAGGAGGACGCAGGGGUGCCCAGCCAGGCGGGUGCCCAGCCAGGUGGGUGUGUCUGGCAGCCCCGUGUGCCCCCUUCCUGGUCGAGGCUCCUGGCCCCUGGCCCCCAGCCCUGGCCGAGCUCCAUCCCUGUGCCCUCACCACGGCUGCCCCGCAGCGCUGCACCGGGGGGGGACCCCAGCUCCCCCAGGGAGGGGUCGUGGGCACUGCCCCACGGGGGGGCUCUGACCCCACGCCCAGCGCUGCCGUGGCACAGCCGCGCUUCAGCACUUGUCUAAACACGGAGGGAAGUGGGAAGUGACUGCCCAGCGGGGCCGCAGAACUCAUUACCCAGGAGCUCAUCAGCUAAUGAGAAACAGGAGGGGGUCUGGGAAUGGGAGGGGAGCAGGGAGCGGGGGGAGAGCCAUCAGGGGGACGUGCAGGGAAGGGGCCGUGCCCCCGGCUGUGCCUAUGGGUGCAGAGCCCUCCACUGUGCGCCCCUCUGCGCUCCUUGGGCCAGGAGCCCCCCACUCCCCAAAAUGCCCCAGACCUGCCCCAGCUCCAGCCCUGCGGCCGGGCUCUGAGCAUGGAGAGGUGGCUGUGAGUCCGUGUCAGCUGUGCCCUGGCACGCUCGGACCUUGGACGGGGCAGCAAAAGGGCAUUUCCUCCAGCGAGGGCAGAGGGGUCAAUGACAUUAACUCCUCCACAUUCACCUUCUAUUCCUGCAGCGUCUGCAAGGAGAUAACUGCGCUUUUACUGCCGGCGGUGCCAAGCUAGGGGUGGGGCGGGCGAUGGGAGGCGGUCACCUGGAGGGGGCUCAGGGGUGCAGCAGGUGCCGGGGUGCCCUGCAGCGAGGUGCCCCUGGGCUGGGUUGCUGGGGGUGCCCCAGGGGUGCUCCGAGUGGCACCGGGGCUGGGCACGAGGCGGGCUUGGUGCAGCGGGGAUGGAGGGGGGGGGAGCGCCUGUCCUGGCAGUGCUGGCACCACCUGAGAGCCUGGGCAUGGUGGGACCCGCACAGGCAUGGCUUUUAUGGGAUGGAGAUGUCCCUGCCCAGACCCUGCAGCUGCCUGGGGUCUGGCCCCGGGUCAGUGUGGUGAGGAGUGGGGAAACGCAGGGAGCAGCGGUGACCACUAAGCAGGACUUACAUCUAUGUCAUCGCCUCCACGCCACUGCUUUUCCAGGGAAAAUCCCAUGACUUUCAUGUGACCAUCGGGAACCAGGAGCCUGCUGGUGACAGCGCUGCCUCACCCAGCCCCAUCGCCUGGGGAGGGUCAGCCCCGUGCCCAGCACUGUGCCCCCUGCAUGGGGGCAGAGGGCCUUGAACCCCGGUGUCUGGGGGCUCUGCACCCCCCGUGUCCGGGGCCAUGCACACGGCUGCACCCCGUGCUGCUCACCCCAGUGCCCGGCCAGGCUGUGCAGCCUGAGCUUCGGGGGCAGUGUGGCGGGGGGCUUGCAGCCCUCUCUGGGACGCAGCUCUCCCCCCUGUCUGCCCCGGGCUCUCUCCCUGAUCUGUUUUCCUUCCCUGCAGCAGUGCUGGGUUUCCCUGGAAACCUUUACACCCGCAGGGAGCGACCCCUGCACAGGGCCUGGGAACGCGGCGGGGGGCCCCCUCCCAGCCCCCGGAGCCCCCGCCAGUGGCCGGGACGGGGCUGCAUGUGCCGGGAAGGGCCAGGGACCCGCGGGGCCGUGCUCGCUGCCACCACCCCUGGGUGCUGCUCCUGGCGGGUGGGGGAGCAGCACCUGGAGGACUGGGGGCUGGGACUGAGGGCUCAGAGCUGCUGCAGGGUCUGGGGGAGCAGGGAGGGGUGCGGGGGGCGGCACAGAGCCCCCACGCUGUCAGUCACAGCACCGGGGACUGCCGGGCACCAGCCCCUGGCAGGAGCUGAGCGGCUCUGCAGGCGUCAGGGCUCAUUAGUGUGAGCAUGUGAAAUGCCAUCAGCCAGGGCUGCGGGGACCUGGCCAAAGCCUGCUGCCGUGCCUGGCACUGGGGGGGGAGCGGGGCCUGGCCCCCAGCCUGGCCGCUCACAGGGGAAUGGGGGUGCAGGUGGGACGGUGCCUGGGGUGCUGUGCUGGGCACCGUGCUGCUCGGGGACGUGCUGGGGACAUGGGGAUGGGCUGGCCCUGGUGUGACUGCACCUGCACCCCCUGCGGACCCCCCUGCAGACCCCACAGCGCACACCCUGCUGCUGCUGGCCCUGCUGCAGGGUCCAUGCGGGUCCCAAGCUCACAAGGACUCCUCCAGCCGGUGCCGGUGCCGGUGCUGAUGCCGGGUGAGGGAUGUCGGGGGGGGGUGGGCGGCACAGAGCAGCCUCACACCGCUGGGGUAAAAUUCGUCACCCGUGUGUUCAAAGGCUGGCUGCGCCUGGCCCCCCCCCGGCCUUUGAAGUGCUGCCGACGCCGGCCAUGGAGGUGCCACUUCACACCUCCGGCUCGGCAUAAAGCCCAGGCACCGGGGGCUGCCGGCACUCGGCCCCGCAGCCAUGGCUCGCCCGGCAGCCCCUGGCCUCCUGCUGCCCACCACGGCCUCACUGCAGCGCUGGGGCCUCUCCGCAGCCCCAGAGCCCGAGGGCUACAGCAGCAGCUCGCCCGCACCCUCGCCCGACUCCUGCGGCCUCUCGCCUCCCGCCUGCUGCCCGGGGGCCUCGCCGCUGGCUCCGCUGCCCCCCGCCCGCGGGGCGGCCCCGUGGGCAGGAAGGGUGCCUGGGGGUCCCGGGGGCCCUCGCCAGAGCGCCAGCGAGCGGGAGAAGCUGCGGAUGAGGCGGCUGGCGCAGGCGCUGCACCGGCUGCGGCACUACCUGCCGCCCGCGCUGGCGCCCGCCGGGCAGAGCCUCACCAAGAUCGAGACCCUGCGCCUCGCCAUCCGCUACAUCGCCCACCUCUCGGCCCUGCUGGGGCUCAGCGAGGAGGCGCUGGCCCGGCGGCGGGGGGCGGCCCCCCGGCACUGCCCCCUCUGCCCCCAGGGCCUGGGCUGCUGCCAGCCCCCCCGCACCGGCACGGCCCCGCGGGACGCUUCGCCCCCCGGCAUGGGGGAUGUGGGGACUCCUGACAUGGGGACGGGGGUCUGGGGGUCACCCUCCUAUGGCCCAGCCUUGGAGACCCCCCCGGCGCUGCACGGGGUUCCUGACAUGGGGACGGGGGCCUGGCCGUCACCACCCUACAGCCCCCCUGUGGGGACCCCUCCGGAGCUGCACGGGGCUCUCGUCUCCUCCUGGCUGCCCCUCCCUCACUGCGCAGGGGCAGGGACCCCGCCGGACCCCCCCAGCGACCCCAUCCUGGACGCAGGGCUGAUGCUGCCGGAGGCUGCGGAUGCAGGGACAGCCACCCAGGACCUCUCCGCAGAUCUCCUCUCUCUCCUGGAGGCUCUGCUGCCGCCGCAGCCCCAGGACUGACCGGGGCAAACCCCAGCUCCUCGGAGCAGGAGCCACGCAGCACCUGGACGCCUGUGACCUGGGGGGCUCAGGGGACGCGUGUCCCCCCUUGGACAGCUGGGAGGUGGGGGGGACGAGGCGCCUCGUGAGCCCGGAUCCAUGCUGGCUGUGCCAGGCUGGCUGUGACUGUACAUAAAUAAACCCUUUUGCCCACCCUGUGUGUCGCC
Messenger RNA from Anas platyrhynchos (mallard), 4199 nucleotides. Lineage: Eukaryota; Metazoa; Chordata; Aves; Anseriformes; Anatidae. The record is from RefSeq and is a predicted model, not a curated record.